Molecule: messenger RNA, 2423 nt
Organism: Rhagoletis zephyria (snowberry fruit fly)
Lineage: Eukaryota; Metazoa; Arthropoda; Insecta; Diptera; Tephritidae
Product: TNF receptor-associated factor 3-like
Molecular function (GO): protein binding
Source: RefSeq, a predicted model, not a curated record
UUUAUGUUGCCUUAAUGUAUGUAUGUAUGCAACUACAUAAUUAAAUACAUUUUAUAUACAAAUGUUGCUAAAUACGCACGCAAAAUACAUAUUCACCUAAGUACACAUGGACGCGAAUAUUUCUGCAAUACACAGUUAUCAUCACUUUCAUUAUCUUUAUCUUUACUUUAGUUGUUAUCGCACUUGUUAUAGAAGCUCUGAGCCCAUUGUUGUUGUUGUGUCAGCUGAUAACGAAGGCGCAAGUGACUGUGAGUAUAAAGUUUAAACGUUUUUUUUUGCCAGAUAUUAAUGCUGCGCAUACACAUAGAAGGUAAGCGUGCUUGUUGUUUUUAUAACAAUUUAAUUUUCAUUAUUGUAGUUGUGCUAUUAUUAUCUCUUCUUUUUUUUAGUGUAUGAAAUUUUCAUAUACAUACAUAUGUAUGUACGAGUAACGCUUAUUAAAUGGUACUUUUUUGAUCAAUUCAUUUAGCCAUUCGCCUGUUGAUUGCUGGUAGGCUAUUGAGAAAUUUAGUCGUCGAAGAGUUGUUUCGCUAAACGAUUCGUUGGUAAAUUGUUUCAGCUUCCGCCGAGUCGCGAGUGUGAUUAUUGUGGCUACGCAUAUUUACGUAGAACGUGUCAAAUGAGAUUACCUUCGUGCAUGUAGUAGACACAAAAAAAAGAACAAAUAUCCAUGGUAGUAGAUAGAGAUAGUGACGUAUUGCGGCAAUAAUUAUUUCUUUCAUCUUACACUCGGUUCUUCGGUGUCAUACCUGCCCGCCUUCAACCAAUUGAGUUGAGUUAAUUGUCGCAAACCAGUUGGAAGUGGCUAAUUAAUUGUCAUCAUUAAGAGCAGUGAAGUGAAGCGAAACGAAGUGUCGUUUUUGUUAUGUGUAGUGAACCACAGACUAAUUGCUUCAAAUUAAAUAUACUCACAGGUCAAUUAGUUAAAAAAGUUUCAUUAUUCAACUCUUGCAACAAACUUAUUUAGACCAUGGCUAUGAAUGGUAAUGGUUAUUCGCGUAACUCAAAUAAUACUUUGCCAUCGAAUGGUACGACGACUGUUCUUAAGUAUGAAAAAUCUUCGUGUCUUUUCUGCAACGAAUGGUUCGACUCACAAACUUUUACCGAACAUCUCAUCCAUUGCGGUCAAGUACUCGAACAGUGUCCGAACCAUUGUAACGCUUUCGUGCCACGCAUACGCAUGCGCACACAUCUGAAAGAGUGUCCGCGCGGCAAGUCACAACAACAGCUCAACAAUAGUCAAGAACGGCUCGAUCAAUUCGUGGAUAAUCGGAUGACGCAACUCGAAAAGGAUUUGAGCGCUUUGCGCUCGGUGCUAAACGAGGAGAUUGGUCAGCGAUUGCAUUUGAUUACAGAUGUGGGAAAUUUGCGCAAAUACAAUCAGGUUUUAGAAGAUUGGAAACAGGACGCCAAUGAAAAUAUGAAUGGCAUCAAAUCGCUGCUCAAUGAAGAGAUUGUGCAACGACAAUUUGAAGUAGGCGAGGCAUACAAGGACAACACAGCGAACUUCGAAAUGAUAAAGAAAGUCAAAGCCGAUAUACAAGGUGAAAUGGAUGUGCUGCAAAAGAAUAUCCAACAAUUAUCUAUCGAAGUGGCAGACCAUGUGAAUCACUUGAAUGACAACACCAUGAAGUUGGAAGAGAUGAUUUUGGAAAAUGAGAAGAAGAAUCUCGAUAAAUUCAUCGAAAUCGAAGAAUUUUUAAAUGUGCUCGACGGCGAUUUGAAGACCAAAUUUGUCGCCAACAGCGACUUGAAUGCCAAACAGGUGAAUAUGGAUGUGGAAGUGAAGAGCAUGAAAAACAUUGUUUGCGAAACGGAGGAGCGUUGCGAAAAAUUGGAGGGCAUAGUGAAACAAAUUGACACCAAGCUGCAUCAAACCGUGCAAACGCUAGCGGAUUUGGAGUAUCAUUUAGCGACACAACAACGACUCACUAACAUACAAAACUCAAGAGGUCACUUGGUCUGGCGCAUCAAAGACUACUCAAAGAAGCUGGAGGAAGCAAAGCAAUACGAAACAAUACUGCAUAGCGCCAUGUUCUCGAAUAAGCCAUAUGGCUAUGCAUUGCGCCUUGAUAUACUCCCCAAUGGAAAGGGCACUUGGAAGGGCCGCAAUUUGAUUGCAUGUCUCAAUGUCAUAGCUGGCGAAUAUGAUGCGCUGCUACCUUGGCCUUGCCGCCUGCAAGCCGACAUUAUCAUACGUGAUCAGUACGGCAGCAACGAGGAGGCACAGGACUAUGUGAAAACGAUAUUGGUACGCAAAAAGAACGAUGAGUUCAUACAAAACAAUCAAUAUUUCCACAUACCACACAAAGUCGUAAUGAGCCGCAAUUAUUUGCGUAACGAUUGCUUGUUUGUGGAGGUGCGAGUGCUAAAAUGAUGUUAGACCACAAGUGGGUUUGGUAAGAAGUACUAUGUGUGGCAAA